Canis lupus familiaris (dog) is the source of this 971-nucleotide messenger RNA. RefSeq names its product binder of sperm protein homolog 1 (gene BSPH1). The coding region runs from base 68 to 466 and encodes 132 amino acids. The transcript has 5 exons. Gene Ontology annotation, molecular function: heparin binding. The record is from RefSeq and is a predicted model, not a curated record. Gene Ontology annotation, cellular component: cell surface. NCBI's taxonomy places the organism in Eukaryota, Metazoa, Chordata, Mammalia, Carnivora, Canidae.
ACAGGGGUGUUGGCUAUAAAAUCCCUGAGGAUGAGCUGGUCAACCAGCAGUCCCUGAGGGGAGGAGCAUGGCCCUGCAUGUGAAGUUUCUAUUGCUCUGGGUCUGUUGGCUUCACAGUGUGAUUGGUCCUGAAUAUGAAGAUGAUGAUCUACCAGCUGCAGAAACUAUAACUCACCUCCCAGAAAUCAAAGAUGGCAAGUGUUUCUUUCCAUUCUACUACAGAAAUGAAGUGUUCUAUGACUGCAUGAAGUUAAAGACAAAACACAAGUGGUGCUCCCUAAAUGAGACUUACCAAGGAUAUUGGAAAUAUUGCUCUGAAGAAGACUUUGCAAAGUGUGUGUUUCCCUUCUGGUACAGACACAUGAUCUACCGGGAGUGUACUGAAGAUGGGGACGCAUUUGGGAAAAAAUGGUGUUCGCUGACCCAGCAUUAUAACAAGGACAAGAUUUGGAAAUAUUGUGACUGAUGGUGAGGUUUUCUGGGAGGGGCAUGUAAAGAUCUAAUUGUUCUCAUGGGAAAUUCAGUUUCUUUUGUGAAGUAAUCUCCAGUUUCUUUUAUGAAAGGAGAAAGUAGGAACCCUCUUUAUAAGGUUUUAUUUUCUGAGAUAUGAGUUGAAGAUGAUUUGGCUGAAAAUAACUGGGUUUUGGCCAUUGAUUAUGGAUGAUGAGGUUUUGAUAUGGAAACCUAUAUUCUAGCCUCAGCACUUAUACCUGCUAACUGGGUAAAAUUAGGCCCUUAAAAAAAAAUUCUAUGGACUUUGGGUGAUAAUGAGGUGUCAGUAUAGGUCCUUUGAUUAUAUCCAAUGUCCCACUCUGUUAGGGGGCGGUGUUGGUUUGAGCAGGAGGCUCAACCUGUGUGGUACCUGUGUGGGGGUGGAGGCAUUUAGGAACUCUCUGUGUCUUCUGCUCAAUUUUGCUAUAACCUAAAACUGCUCUAAAAAAGUAAAGUCUAUUAAAAAUGCAUUACCUUAA